AAAUCCCCCAUUUUAUAGAUGAGAAAAUGGUUGUCAAGAAGUCAAAGAAGCACUGAAAGUCUCCAGUCAUUCAGCAUUAUUCAGCACUUUGGCUGUCUUUCCACAGGAAUCUGGUCGGCAGCCCUGAAUGGAGACCUAGGCCGAGUGAAAUAUUUCAUCCAGAAGGCAGCAGACCCUAGCCAGCCCGACUCGGCUGGCUACACGGCUCUGCACUAUGCCAGCCGCAACGGGCACUAUGCCGUGUGCCAGCUCCUGCUGGAAAGCGGGGCUAAGUGUGAUGCCCAAACGCACGGGGGCGCCACCGCUCUGCACCGGGCCAGCUACUGUGGGCACACCGAAAUCGCACGGCUCCUGCUGUCUCACGGGUCCAAUCCUAGGUUGGUGGACGACGAUGGCAUGACCAGUCUGCACAAGGCUGCUGAGAAGGGUCAUGUGGACAUUUGCUCCCUGCUGUUGGAACACAGCCCAGCCCUGAAGGCUGUCCGGGAUCGGAAGGCACGACUCGCAUGUGACCUGCUGCCCUGCGACAGUGACCUGUGGGACCUGCUGGCCUCCUGAGCCACCACCUUUCUGUCUCAGGCUGCCGUGCAAGAGGACCCAGACUAGCCCUCCUAGCCCCUGCCUUGGCCAGCAUCCGUGCUGCAGGGUGGGAACCUGAGGCCUGAAGAGCCCUAUUCUGGCCGCCCGGGGAGCAAGGGAGUAGAUGCGGGGCUGCAAGUGCUUAAGCCUGGACAGAUGAUCAUAUUCUAAAUUAGUUCACGUGGAAACAUCUCUCCGUUUGGAAAAAAUAAAGUUGUAUCCUUACUUCA
Molecule: messenger RNA, 809 nt
Organism: Leptonychotes weddellii (Weddell seal)
Lineage: Eukaryota; Metazoa; Chordata; Mammalia; Carnivora; Phocidae
Source: RefSeq, a predicted model, not a curated record